AAUUUCAACACGUUGCUUUUUCCAAAGUGUGUAGGCUGAGCUGCUAAGUAGGACGGGAACCGCCAUGGGCAGAAGGACAUUUUUACUUCUGUUUCUGGGGGUCAUUGGUGCGUGGUAUGUGUAUACGCCACUCCCAGAGAACAUCGAAGAGCCCUGGGCAGUGCUGAGCAUGCAAACAAGUAUGAAAACUGUAUCAAACUUGAUGCUGUUGGUUGAGUUUCUGGGAAUCAGCCAUUAUAUGACCAGUAGCAUGUACCUCAUGAGUUUCCUGGAAACCCCACCGACUUCUGAUGAAAACGUCACUGUGGUGGAUACCACUUUCCACAACACCCCUGUCCGUGUCUAUGUGCCAAAGAGGGAGACUGAGACACCCCGGAGAGGUUUAUUUUAUAUCCAUGGCGGUGGUUGGUGUUUGGGAAGUGCCGAGUUUUAUAUCUAUGACCUUCUGUCAAGACGGACAGCCCACAGAUUGAAUGCUGUGGUCAUUUCCACCAACUACAGGCUAGCACCUAAAUAUCACUUUCCAGCUCAAUUUGAAGAUGUAUAUAACUCAUUAAAGUGGUUCUUACGUCAAGAUGUCCUUAAAAAGUAUGGUGUGGACCCUACAAGGAUCGGAAUCUCUGGAGACAGUGCUGGAGGGAAUUUAGCCGCUGCAGUGAGUCAACAGCUGCUCCGGGACCAAGAUGUCAAGGUGAAAGUUAAGGCCCAGGCCCUCAUCUACCCUGCCCUCCAGACUCUUGAUUUGGACUUGCCAUCCUACCGUGAAAACGCGCACUUCCUAGCUCUGCCCCGGUGGCUCAUGGUCAGGUUCUGGAGUGAGUAUUUCACUACAGACAGGUCCCUGGAAAAAGCCAUGUCUUCCAACCAGCACGUGCCUGCGCAAUCGGGUCACCUACUAAGGUUUGUCAACUGGAGCUCCUUGCUGCCUGAGAGGUUUCAACAGGGACAUGUUUAUAAGAAUCCAAGCUUCGGCAGUGCUAAGCUGGCGAACAAGUACCCAGGGUUUCUGGACGUGCGGGCAGCUCCCCUGUUGGCUGACGACACACAGCUGCAUGGCUUGCCCCGGACCUAUGUCCUCACCUGUCAGUAUGAUGUCCUGAGAGACGACGGGGUCAUGUACGUCACCCGCCUGCGGAAUGCUGGGGUGCAGGUGACUCACGAUCACAUUGAGGACGGCUUCCACGGAGCGAUUUCCAUUGGACUUAAGCUUGGAUCUAGACUAGAAAACCAGUACAUCAAUUGGCUACAUGAGAAUCUAUAGGAAAAAUUUGAGCCGUGAUUGAGAGAAACUGCAAGUCUGAUGGGACAGAAGUUGGUGGGAAUCAAAGAACUGGUGUUCGAGGUGAUUUUUUGUCUGUGACCUUGCUGAGUAACCUAUAGCUAAGGGACCACUGCCACGUGGUCCCUUAUUCUCACACUUCUUACUCAUCUUUCUUCCAUGUUUUCCUGCUGAUGCUGACCAUUUCUUCGGUCUCUCACUCACAGACCUAGUUUCAGAAUUGCCCAUAGUAUUACUGAUAAAACGCAUUCACGGCCGCGUGACAUCUUAUCAUCUCAUUCCUACUUCGGACAAACUGGCAGGCUACCAAAUGUAACCUGCCCACACGGCAGAGUCUGGCAAACUCCCCGUGGUGUACCCAAUAUGCCAAAUACCAGUAACAGUGAUGGGUCUCAUUCUCCUAACCCUGAAAGAGCCUUGAAUAUGGCACUUUUUAAAAAAUCUCAGGGCUAGGACGAAGGAGACGUUACUGGGGCCUGCUCGAGCCAAUUGACGAACAACAGGAUGGUCAUAAUCCUGAUCGUGAUUACUGCUGAAAGAGAGUUUUUGAAAGUGCUGUGGUUCUUUACAAAAGCAAGCCUUGAUUGGCCUGGGCCUGGAGCCCUGUUUCACAUUUCAAAGUCCACUCCUUUCAACAUUGUGUCCUCUGUCUCUCAAUAAAAUUCACAUGAGUG
Messenger RNA from Sorex fumeus (smoky shrew), 1953 nucleotides. RefSeq names its product arylacetamide deacetylase (gene AADAC). Gene Ontology annotation, cellular component: membrane. The transcript is spliced from 5 exons. Lineage: Eukaryota; Metazoa; Chordata; Mammalia; Eulipotyphla; Soricidae. Bases 65 to 1261 code for a protein of 398 amino acids. The record is from RefSeq and is a predicted model, not a curated record. Gene Ontology annotation, molecular function: carboxylic ester hydrolase activity.